Messenger RNA from Schizosaccharomyces octosporus yFS286, 2704 nucleotides. RefSeq names its product CCR4-Not complex subunit Caf4/Mdv1. Gene Ontology annotation, cellular component: nucleus; transcription repressor complex. Gene Ontology annotation, biological process: negative regulation of transcription by RNA polymerase II. The transcript has a single exon. The coding region runs from base 436 to 2421 and encodes 661 amino acids. Gene Ontology annotation, molecular function: protein binding. The record is from RefSeq and is a predicted model, not a curated record. Lineage: Eukaryota; Fungi; Ascomycota; Schizosaccharomycetes; Schizosaccharomycetales; Schizosaccharomycetaceae.
UUGGUUGAUGAUAAUAAAAGGAAUAUUACUAGGCUCAUUUGGACUUAACGCAUACGUAUCCUCUACCUAUAUUUAUUCACACUGGGAAGAGCUGGUAGUAAUCUUACGUGACAAGCAUAGUUUGAGCAGAGUUAAUAGAAAGUAAAAUCUAAAAAUACCGUUAAAAUCUGAACUUUUAUUGGAUUUCAUUCGUAUAAAUUGUUUGGAGUCGAUUGUUGGCUUUAUAUCCUUAGAUUGUCAUUUACAUUGAAUGCCGACAGUUCUUUCCAUGUUUUUAUGGUAAAAGCAAAAGUUCUGCUCAUUAAAAAAAGCCAGCCUUAGUGCAAUACUUGUCUUGAAUUGACAGCCAAACCUUUGUAAGGUCAAGUCUAAAAAGAAUUCGUCUCGCCGAUUCACAAAUAUACCCAAAGCUUUUAUUCUCGGUGCUUUUGUCUAAUGGAAUUACCAAAACAUCAAUACUCAAAAUCAAGGCCGUCGGAUAAACGCUCGCAACAGCGGUCAAAAUCCUCUCAGUCAACGGCUCCCCCAACAACUUUGCAAAAGGGUGUUUCGUACUGGUCUAAGGUACUCGCGUUUACGACCUGGAGCCUUUUUGAGAGCAACCCUUCCAAUCCGUUUGUCAAUCCUGUGAGCCGUUUCUUAAGAAGUUUAUCCCAUCCCUUUAUACGACCGCAGUUAACUCCAACUAAUUUCGGCAAUUGGAUUACUUCCCAUAUCCAUCAUGAGCCUUUCUUGUCAACUUCGUUAUCGGAGAGUCUUUUGCGUGAAAUUCCCGGCAAUACCGAUACCCCGUAUAGUCUGCUUGAUGGAUAUGAAGUAUCGAAAACAAAAUCAGAUAGUUUAUCUUUAAAAGCAAAAAAACAAGAAGAAGCUACUUUUGAUUUGAAACAGCUAUCGCAAAGUUCAAAUAGAAACCAGGCAGCAACUGAUGACACUACUCCUACUUCCCAACACCGAUUCCUAGUCGAUUACUGCAAAAAGCUACAUGUGCGUAGAAACGUACACACAAGUGAACUUACGCAAAUUGAUGCCGAGCUAUCAAAGUUGCAUUCACGACGUCGACAAAUACUCAACAAGUUGAACCAUGCGGAGGAUAAAUGUUUGGAAUUUGACGCCCAAUUAACUUCCUUAGAGAAAACAAUUCUAGAGGUUGAUUCCAAAGAGCUGAUAGAUGACUAUGCUCAAGGGAAUGUCUCCCAAGAUCCUACGACUGCAACAGGUGCAUUUCAAUACAACUCUGACAAUUCUGAAAAAUCAACGGGUGUUAAUAAAGAGCCACCCUCAGGCGCUGCUUCUGUUUCUAAUGAUUUAGCUUCAGAUUAUUUAGAUUUUCCUGCUGCGGCAGCUAGCGAAGAAAAUCAAAAACACGAACAGCCGGCCACCCUAAGUCUUAUAUCAGGAACUCCAGUAAAACAAUUUCAAGCACAUUCUUCUCCUAUAACUAGUCUAGACUUUUCUCAUCCCUUUGGCAAUCUCGUCACCGCGUCUUUAGACAAAACUGUCAAGGUCUGGGACAUGGCUGGUGUCGUCUGUUUAGGACAAUUGGAGGGUCAUGAGGAUUAUGUUUCUUGUUUGGCCAUGCAGGAUUCCUUUAUUGCUUCUGGAUCAAUGGACUCUAGUGUACGUUUGUGGAACUUGGAAAAUGGAAUCUUGCAGAAUACAGAAAAAGAUUCCUCUUCUAAUGAACUUGAUGGUAAUGAUGAAAGCCCACAAAAUCAUACGACUGAUAAUGCUACCACUGUUCUAUCUUCUCAUACUGGUCCUGUUACCGCUCUUACUUUGUCUUCUGAUGAUGUUUUACUUAGUGGUGCUAAUGACAAAACGGUCCGCCAGUGGGAUAUCGUUACUGGUAGAUGCAUCCAAACAUUAGACUUUGUCUGGGCUGAUACACAAGAUCCGUCUCCAAAAUUAACUCCAUUAAAUGACUCUGCUUAUUCCAUCGCAAAUGAGCCAUUUAUACGCGCUUUGGACUGUUUAGAUGCUGCUGUUGCUAGUGGUACUGUAGAUGGUCUUAUUCGCAUAUGGGAUCUAAGAGUUGGCUUACCUGUGAGAAGUUUUUUCGGACAUACCGCUCCAGUUAGUACCCUUCAAUUUGACUCUAACUAUCUUUACUCGGGAAGCUACGACAACUCUGUACGUAUUUGGGAUUUACGUAGUGGAUCUCCUUUGGAUAUAAUUCCAAUGGAAAAGCGUGUAUCUUCUUUGAGAGUAUGCGAAGGUAGACUGGCUGUUGCCUCCGAAGAUCCAAGUAUGCGCAUUUUCGAUGUGAACUCGCAUCGUACAUGGAUUUGCAGUGACUAUCCCCAAAAUGUUUUGAACAAUAGUGUACUCGGUGAGGUCACUCCUACUUAUCUUCAAUACAGAGAUCGAUUUUUGGUUGAUGGUAAAACCGACGGAUCCGUUAGUAUAUUUUCGGCUUAAGGUAUUAUGUAUAUUUAUCUGCAUUAUUCAUGCUUAUUUAUUAAUGUUCCAAACUGAUUUAGAUAACUUGUUUAGUAUGUCAAACAGAAUCUACACACGAAACUUGCUUUGCGUUCUUUUUUUUUAUUUUUUACACUCUCCUCUCUCCAGGUUCCGUUAGAAUUAGGGUAAUAGAAGCUUAGCAGUCAUAUAUCUUGUUAGUAUGCUGCUCGGGUUUUUAUGAUAGUUAUGGUUUUAAUAUGUUGACAAACGUAUAAAAACGUGUUUGCAGUUCAAUCACGAA